Molecule: messenger RNA, 794 nt
Organism: Gallus gallus (chicken)
Lineage: Eukaryota; Metazoa; Chordata; Aves; Galliformes; Phasianidae
Gene: CHIR2A16
Product: platelet glycoprotein VI-like
Exons: 3
Coding region: 1-693 (230 amino acids)
Source: RefSeq, a predicted model, not a curated record
AUGCCGCUGUCCCCUGUCCUAGUGCCCCGACCCUCCCUGUCACUGCACCCCAGCCAGGGGGUGUCCCUGGGGGACACUGUCACUCUGCGCUGCCACCUGCCCCGGCUGGCUGCCUGGGUCUGGCUGUACCGGGAAGGACGUUGGUCAUACGCCAAGUACAUUGACAAGAAGCAGGACACGACAGAGUUCUCCUUCCUUAGCACAAGUCGGGAACACUCAGGUACAUAUUCCUGCCAGUACCAGCUGUCUGAGUCAGAGGACAUAUCAGUGAUGAGUGACCCCGUGGAGCUGGUGCUGACAGAUCGCAGUUUCCCCCCACCUCAUAUCUCCCUUCACCCCGAGGAACGUGUGGGGACAGGGACCAAUGUCACCAUCCGCUGCUGGAACAAGGACUAUGGGGCCGCCUUCCUCCUGCACAAGGAUGGACGCUCAGCUCCUAUCCAGCGCCUGGUCCCAGAUGAUGUUGGCGCAGUCUCCUUCACCCUCUUUGGGGUAACCCCAGCUGACAGUGGCACCUACAGGUGCUCCUAUCGCCCCAGGAACUACUCCUUUCUGUCCUCACCCCUUGGGGACAGCGUAACACUGGAGGUGACACCCACAGCUGCACCCCCAGAGGUACCUGCCCCUCAUGUGUUUGUCCCCAGUGCCACCCAUGGGUGGCAGUGUCAUCACAUCCCUUCCCCAUGGAGGUGAUGCUGGGGAUGAACACGCCCAAGUACCUGUACCCCACAGGUGCUGAAUUGGUGUCCCGUGGGAACCUGGUGGCGGCAGUGGUGAGGGGCUGCGCUGCUGCU